Strongyloides ratti is the source of this 240-nucleotide messenger RNA. RefSeq lists its product as hypothetical. The record is from RefSeq and is a predicted model, not a curated record. The coding region runs from base 1 to 240 and encodes 79 amino acids. NCBI's taxonomy places the organism in Eukaryota, Metazoa, Nematoda, Chromadorea, Rhabditida, Strongyloididae. The transcript is spliced from 2 exons.
AUGGGUUGGGGUAUUGACUUUUUUGGAUCUUCUAGAGUGGAUAAAUAUUCAAAACCAUUACCUGCAGAAACUAUUGAUACAUGUUUACGUGCCAUUCAUGAUUAUAAUUCAAGACAAAAUGGAUAUAGUAAUGUUCCUCCGCCUAAUUUAGUUUCAAGAAAUAUAACUAAUCAACCACCAUGUUACUCUAAUAAUGAACCUCCACCUCCAUAUAGAUCCCGUUCUUCAAGCCGUUCAUAA